CUUUCAUAACAAAAUUUUCUUAUCAUGUCUUCAAAACCUACAAUUUUUAUUAUCUUUUACUCUAUUUAUGGUCAUGUCUAUACUCUUGCCAAAGAAAUUCAAUCUGGUCUUGAAUCAAAAGGAGUGAAUGUCAAGUUGUAUCAAAUCCCUGAAACCUUAUCUGAAGAAAUCCUUCAAAAGAUACAUGCUCCUCCUAGACGUGAUAUUCCUGAUAUUACUGUUGAUGAACUUGAAAAGGCUGAUGGUAUUAUCUGGGGUCUUCCUACUAGAUUUGGUUUAGCUGAUUCAUCGACCAAAGCUUUCUUUGAUAGUACUGGUGGUCUUUGGGCAUCUGGUGCUUUGGCUGGUAAACCUACUUCUGUUUUCUUCUCAACAGCUGGUCAACAUGGUGGUCAAGAGUCUACCGUAUUCAAUACUAUUACUUAUUUUGCUCAUCAUGGUAUGAUCUAUGUCCCUCUUGGAUUUGCCAAUCCUCAUAUGUUUGACAACAGUGAAGUAGUAGGAUCAAGUGCUUGGGGUGCAGGAACCGUGGCUCAUGGAGAUGGAUCUCGUCAAGUCUCUGAUAAGGAAAAGGCUAUCGCUAAGACUCAAGCGGAAAACUUUGCCAACUUUGUUCUCACUAUGCAAAAAGGAAAAAAUCUAUUACAACAACAACAACAGCAACAAGAAGAAAAAAUUAACAAUAACAACAAUUCUACCACUACCACUGCUCCUGUCACACCUAGCAAGACACCAACUAAACAAGAAAAGGAAGACAAGCAUAAAGGUGUUAGCAAAUGUUUCUGCAUGUAGAUGAAAUCGUCAUUUGUACUUUUUUUGGGGGAUCCUUUAUAGGUUUUUGACCUUUUUUUUAUUUUUUUUUUUUU
Messenger RNA from Halteromyces radiatus, 866 nucleotides. Its product is annotated as flavoprotein-like protein. The transcript has 4 exons. The record is from RefSeq and is a predicted model, not a curated record. Bases 25 to 792 code for a protein of 255 amino acids. Gene Ontology annotation, molecular function: NAD(P)H dehydrogenase (quinone) activity; FMN binding. Lineage: Eukaryota; Fungi; Mucoromycota; Mucoromycetes; Mucorales; Cunninghamellaceae.